AUGAGGCUUCUCUUACAAGUGGGUCUGAUCGCUACUGCCUUGGCCAUCGCUCCUGUUCGCUUUGACAGGCACAAGGUAUUUCGCGUGAAACCUCAGGAUGAAACCCAAGCAGAUGUCAUAAAUCACUUGGCCCAGACCAAUGAGCUCGAUUUCUGGCACCCAGACGCCAUACAGCGCGUGGCCGCUAACAUGACGGUGGACUUCCGAGUUAGCGAGACGGAGUCGCCCUCCAUCCAGGCUGCCUUGGACCUGAGUAAGAUGCACUAUGAAAUCCUGAUCCACGAUCUACAAGAAGAGAUUGAGAAACAGUUUGAUGUUAAAGAAGAUAACCCAGGCAGGCACAGUUAUGCAAAGUAUAAUAACUGGGACAAGAUUGUAGCUUGGACUGAAAAAAUGGUGAAAAAACAUCCUGAACUAGUCUCACGGAUUAAAAUUGGAUCUACUGUUGAAGAUAAUCCACUCUAUGUUCUCCAGAUCGGGAAAGAAAAUGAAGGAAGAAAAGCCAUUUUUAUGGACUGCGGCAUCCACGCUCGAGAAUGGGUCUCCCCUGCAUUCUGCCAGUGGUUUGUCUAUCAGGCAACAAAAAGUUACGGCAAAAACAAAAUUAUGACCAAACUCUUAAACCAAAUGAACUUCUAUGUUCUACCAGUGUUCAACGUAGAUGGAUAUAUUUGGUCAUGGACACAGAACCGCAUGUGGAGGAAAAAUCGCUCCAAGCACCAGAACUCAACCUGUAUCGGCACCGACCUCAACCGGAACUUCGAUGCCUCCUGGAGCUCUUCCCCAAGCAAGUAUAACCCGUGUAAGGAAACCUACCCGGGCCCGGCACCAGAGUCUGAGAAAGAGACAGCGGCGGUGGCGAACUUCAUCCGGACCCACCUGGAGUCCAUCAAGGGCUACCUCUCCUUCCAUUCCUACUUCCAGAUGCUCCUGUUCCCCUAUGGCUACACCUCCAAACUGCCGCCCAACUACCAGGAGCUGGACAAAGUCGCCAAGAUUGGUGCUGAUGUUCUGUCAACUCGCUAUGAAACCCACUACAUUUACGGCCCCAUAGCAUCCACCAUUUACCCAGCAUCGGGUUCCUCUCUAGACUGGGCUUAUGAGCUGGGCAUCAAACAUACAUUCACCUUUGAGCUCCGUGAUACGGGCAGAUUUGGUUUUCUUCUUCCGGAAUCCCAGAUAAAACCAACCUGCAAAGAGACCAUGCUUGCUGUCAAAUUUAUUGCCAAGUACAUCCUCAAGAAUGCGCCCUAAGGAAUCCCUCUGAGCCCAGCCAGGGGGGUGCCGGUUAGGCUCUCGCCGGAAAGUGGACACUGGGCUGUUCCGAGGUGGAGCCUCACCUCGCCUGACAUCAGUCCUAGGUCCUCUCUUGCUUGUCAAGAGCCGCAUUGUUUCUCUGUGCUCUCAUAGACGUCCAGUGGCCUCUUAACGAAGCCACUCCACCCAAACCCUUAACUACCUGCCUCUGCCCUAGGUGCAACUGAAGCCCAGCAGAAAGCACUGCUUUGAGCCUCCUGAGGGCCUGGGCCCUCAGGAAAGUAAUAUGAACCUCAUUUUCUGUGGAGUUGGAUUGUCUGUUUGGUGUUUGUUUUUUUUUUAACCACGUGGCUUCAUC
Messenger RNA from Perognathus longimembris pacificus (Pacific pocket mouse), 1615 nucleotides. RefSeq names its product carboxypeptidase A3 (gene Cpa3). The record is from RefSeq and is a predicted model, not a curated record. The transcript is spliced from 11 exons. Gene Ontology annotation, molecular function: metallocarboxypeptidase activity; zinc ion binding. Gene Ontology annotation, biological process: proteolysis. Lineage: Eukaryota; Metazoa; Chordata; Mammalia; Rodentia; Heteromyidae. Bases 1 to 1254 code for a protein of 417 amino acids.